This is a messenger RNA of Corylus avellana, 3164 nucleotides long. Its product is annotated as glucan endo-1,3-beta-D-glucosidase-like. Gene Ontology annotation, molecular function: endo-1,3(4)-beta-glucanase activity. Lineage: Eukaryota; Viridiplantae; Streptophyta; Magnoliopsida; Fagales; Betulaceae. The record is from RefSeq and is a predicted model, not a curated record.
UAAAAAACGUCAUCAAUCCCCAGCACUCAAAAAUGUUGAGUUGAAACUAUAGUAUAUCAAAACUUUCAUUUUUUAACGAUUAAUACAUAUCAAUAAAAGCUUAAAUAAAAGAGCAACGCUACAUUCUACACUCUCAUUUUACUAAGCAAAUGUAAGAGAGUUUAUAACUCUUAAAUAAGCUUUUUUUUUUAAACAAAACCCCCACAUCGUAAUGCGAGUAAAAUGAGGGAAUACUAUGUAGUAUUACUCUAAACAUAAAUAUACACUCACUUCUUUACCUCUCAAGCAUGCUGAAUCACCACUUUGAUAUACAUUCCUUCACUAAUUCAUUUACAUAACUUACAAUUUUCACAUAUUCCCAUAGUUUAACUUCCUUCACAUACCUUCCUUCACGCAUUCAUUGCCCUAUCCAGAAUUUGUUUUACAACAUCAAGCCAAAUCUAUUCCCAUAAUCUUCUAAACUUUGGGAUGUUUCUCAACUUCGUAUCCAAUUCAACCUUCUUCUCCCUCUCAUAUAUUAUCCACCAUUUCCCCCAUUCCUUCCACAAAACAUAGUCAUCUCUUCUCCCUCCACCAAAUCCAAACCCCCCCAAAAAAAAAGAAAAAGAAAAAAAUCCAAUCCACCUCCACAAAAUUCUCCACACUAUCCAGCAAAUUCAUAUUCUAAAUGGAAGUCUUGAGAAACCUAGAGAGAAAAGUCAGAAGCUUAGCAAAAAAACGUCGCCAAUCCCCAGCACUCCCACCGGCUCAACCGCUGCCUGAACCUAAACCCCCAACCCAAAUCAUGUCAGAGCCACCAGCGCAAACCCAACCUCUCCGACCAUUCCUCUUCCCCCGAAUCCAAUCCACAGUCCUCCCUGAUCCCACCCUCUUCUUCUCCCCAGCACUCCUAUCAGCCCCACUCCCCACAAACUCUUUCUUCCAAAACUUCACCCUAAAAAAUGGUGACCAGCCUGAGUACAUCCACCCCUACCUCAUAAAACCCUCCCUCUCCUCACUUUCCCUCUCCUACCCAUCUCGCUUCUUCAACUCAGCUUUCAUCUCCCAGAUUUUCAAGCUUGACCUCACCAUCUUCUCCUCAGAAAACACCCACCCAGAUGCUCAAAAAACGCACAUUAUCUCCUCCUCCAGUGAUCUCAGUGUCACUCUAGACUUUCCCUCUUCCAACCUGAGGUUCUUCCUCGUCCGGGGAAGCCCGUUUCUGACUUGUUCUGUCUCCGGCAGCACCGCCAUUUUGAUAUCAACCAUCCACGCCAUUCUCUCAUUUUCAUCAAACACUGCUCUUACCAAGUACACCGUCAAGCUCAACAACGACCAGACAUGGCUCAUAUACACGUCCUCGCCGAUCAGUCUCUCACACAGCCUCUCUUUGAUCACUUCUACUGGGUUUUCCGGCAUAAUUCGGAUUGCAGCAUUGCCGGACCUCGAUCCAAGACACGAGGCGAUUCUCGACCGGUUCAGUUAUUGUUACCCGAUUUCCGGUGAUGCCGAAUUCACUAAGCCAUUUUUCUUGGAAUACAAAUGGGAGAAGAAAGGGUGGGGUGAUUUGCUAAUGUUAGCUCACCCUCUCCAUCUUCGGCUACUAGAUCGUGACAACUCUAAAGUUACUAUCUUGGAGGAUUUUAGGUAUAAGAGUAUUGAUGGUGACCUUGUUGGUGUUGUUGGAGAUUCGUGGGGAUUGAAACCAGCCCCAGUCCCUGUAAAUUGGCAUUCAAUUAGAGGUAUCAAAGAAGAAUCAUAUGCUGAGAUUAUCUCUGCACUUUCUGCGGAUGUUGAUGCUUUGAAUUCGACGGCAAUAACAACCAAUUCAUCUUACUUUUAUGGGAAAUUGAUUGCAAGAGCAGCAAGGUUGGCAUUGAUAGCAGAGGAGGUGUAUUUUUUUGAAGUGAUUCCUAAGAUAAAGAAGUUCCUGAAGGAUACAAUUGAGCCAUGGUUGGAUGGAACCUUUAGUGGGAAUGGUUUUAUGUAUGAUGCUAAGUGGGGUGGAAUUGUCACUAAGCAAGGGGCAUUGGAUUCUGGGGCUGAUUUUGGUUUUGGUGUUUAUAAUGAUCACCAUUAUCAUUUGGGUUACUUUCUUUAUGCAAUUUCAGUUCUGGCCAAGAUUGACCCUGCUUGGGGGAGAAAGUAUAGGCCUCAAGCAUAUUCAGUUAUGGCAGAUUUUAUGAACUUGGGAAGGAGAUCAGAUUCGAAUUAUACGCGUCUAAGGUGCUUUGACUUGUAUAAAUUGCACUCUUGGGGUGGAGGGCUAACAGAAUAUGGUGAUGGGCGGGAUCAAGAGAGCACAAGUAAGGCGGUGAAUGCUUAUUAUUCAGCAGCUUUGAUGGGGUUGGCCUAUGGAGACACACAUCUUGUUGCAAUUGGAUCAAUGCUUGCAGCCUUGGAAAUUCAGGCUGCUCAAACAUGGUGGCAUGUGAGAGAGAGUGAUAAGAUGUAUGAGGAGGUUUUCGCUAGAGAGAACAAGGUGGUGGGUGUAUUGUGGGCUAACAAGAGGGACAGUGGACUAUGGUUUGCUCCACCUGAAUGGAGAGAGUGUAGGCUUGGAAUUCAGGUGCUUCCCCUAGUGCCAAUCACUGAGGUCUUGUUCUCUGAUGUUGAUUUCGUGAGGGAGCUUGUGAAGUGGACUUUGCCUGCUUUGGAAAGAAAGGGAGUUCGAGAAGGAUGGAAGGGAUUUAUCCAUGCCUUGGAAGGGAUUUAUGACAAAGAUGGUGCUUUAAAGAAGAUCAAAAACUUGAAUGGUUUUGAUGAUGGGAACUCUCUCACUAAUCUCUUAUGGUGGAUUCACAGCAGAGGUGAUGGAGGGGGAGAGGGAGGAAAGCACGAAUGGUUUGUUCACUAUUGUCACUGAAUUUGUUUGUCUUCUAACUGGGUUGAGUUGAAUAAGAUGUCAUAUAUGCAAAUAUGAAGUGAAACAGAGGAGCAGAAAUAUGAAGGAAAUAAAGAAGAUAAACGAGAGAAUGAAGAAUAGAAGAGGAAUAAGAGAGAAAAAGGACUUCUUGUUUAUCCCUAAUAAUACAAUGUAUCUAUAUUUAUAAAAAAGACAAAUGAAUAUCAACUUUAUUAUAACUAAGAGAGAGUUAGAUUUGUGACUUACAGAUUGAGGUGCGGAAGGAAAUCCAUUAGAGCAAAAUAAAAAAAGGGAAGGAAACAGAGUUUCUCUGCUUCAU